Messenger RNA from Chelonus insularis, 692 nucleotides. RefSeq names its product Stem-loop binding protein (gene Slbp). Gene Ontology annotation, molecular function: histone pre-mRNA stem-loop binding; mRNA binding. The transcript has 3 exons. Gene Ontology annotation, cellular component: histone pre-mRNA 3'end processing complex; cytoplasm. The record is from RefSeq and is a predicted model, not a curated record. Gene Ontology annotation, biological process: mRNA 3'-end processing by stem-loop binding and cleavage; mRNA transport. NCBI's taxonomy places the organism in Eukaryota, Metazoa, Arthropoda, Insecta, Hymenoptera, Braconidae. Bases 128 to 655 code for a protein of 175 amino acids.
ACAAAGAUUUAUGCUCUUUGAUUUCGAUGAAUAUUUUAUUUUUAAAUUUUCGCAGUAUCGCCAUUUUAAAUAGUUAUAUUUCGACGAUCGAAGAAUUGGUUAAUUAACAGAUAAAUUAACCGGUAAAAUGAUUACAAACAAAAAUAUCGAAAUUAAUAUUACUAAAGAAACAAUUAUGUCUCUAAAUAAGGAUAAUGAAUUCACAAGUGCAGAAGAAACUGUAAAAGUAAAUACAACAAAUACAAAAGAACCACAUUCUAUAAAAUCCGAAGAAAAAAAUGAAUCUACCAGAAAGAGAACACGAAAUCAUAGUUCAGAUUCUAACGGAACGAGAGUUUCGCGUAGCAGAAUCAAUAGUGAAUCUAGUAACACAUCUAGCGAAAAACGAAAAAUCGAAUAUGAGACAGAUCCUACAGUAUUAUUACGGAGACAAAAAGAAAUUGAUUAUGGAAAAAAUACCAUAGGCUAUGAUAGAUACAUACAGAUGGUUCCCAAAGACCAAAGAACUAAAGAUCAUCCUAAGACACCACCAAAACAUGCAAAAUAUAGUAGAAGAGCGUGGGACGGCAUGGUAAAACUUUGGCGUAAACAAUUACACAGUUGGGAUCCACCAAAUGAAAAUAAUGUUAACAUCAACCAAUCUACUCAAGAUUGAUUGUAAACCAUUUAUCAAUUUUCAGUAACAUAUUUAA